Prunus armeniaca (apricot) is the source of this 1188-nucleotide messenger RNA. Lineage: Eukaryota; Viridiplantae; Streptophyta; Magnoliopsida; Rosales; Rosaceae. The record is from the annotation of a GenBank genome assembly.
AUGAACGAACAUGACCAGAUCCUGAAGCCGACCAACCGGAAGCCCAAUCGGCAGGACAAUCGGGAUACUGGCAAAUUCUGUCGAUAUCACCAGCAGAACAGCCACAAUACCGAAGACUGCAUCAGUCUGAGGAAAAUUGUCGAGCGCCUGAUUCGGGAAGGAAAGUUGGAUCAGUACCUUGCCAGGCCGCCGCAGGCCCCGGCACCAAACGCGAAUCGGCAGAUCAACAUGAUCAACACGAUCAGCGGUGGCCCCACCCUGGCGGGACCCUCUAACCGUUCGGUGAAGCAGUAUGUGCGUGCCGCCCACUGCCCUCAGGUCUUCGGCAUAGAGGACGAUCGGUACCGAAAGUUGCCGAAGGUGGGAUGGGAACCCAUCACGUUUAGCGAAGAAGAGGAGGAGGGGAUCAUCUACCCCCACGACGACCCAAUGAUCAUUCGGGCCGAGAUCGCCGAUUACGACGUGGGUCGGGUGCUGAUUGACACCGGAAGCUCGGUGAAUGUAAUCUUUGCCGAUGCGUUCAAGGGACUGGGAAUUGCCGACAGCAUGGUCAAUCGGCAAAUCACGCCUCUCCUCAGUUUCUCUGGAGAUCUGGUGCAACCGGUCGGCAGCAUCAGUCUGCCCAUCGCCUUCGGCGUGGCCCCCAGGAAGACCAUGACCUACGACCAGUUCCUCAUUGUUGACUGCCCAACGGCAUACAACGUCAUCAUAGGGCGAACGACACUCACCAGGAUCAAAGCCCACCUAUCCCCACACAUGUUGCUGAUGAAGUUCCCGACAAGCAACGGUACCGGAGCCAUCCGGGGCGACCAGCUCAGCGCACAGACGUGCUAUGCCACGGCCCUUAAGUCGGUAGCCAGCAAACCGCCAAUGGAAGCCAUGACUUUGCAGGGACUACCGAACGGUAACGAACUCAUUGACGACCCCCGAGAGGAAAACCCAACGCCGGCGGCACAGCCCGCCGAGGAGCUCGAGACCAUAAUCCUGAACAAGGAAUUCCCCGAUCAGUGGGUGAAGAUCGGUACCAAUCUGGACCCCGACCUCCGAGGGCGGUUCAUCGACUUCUUACGGCAGCAUGCGGAGGUCUUCGCCUGGUCUUAUGACGAUAUGCCCGGCAUAUCACCCGAUGUCAUCAGCCACAAGCUCAGCAUCUCCCCCGCCCACAAACCAAUCAGGCAAAAACGCUGA